This is a messenger RNA of Diplodia corticola, 627 nucleotides long. Its product is annotated as 2 cyclic-nucleotide 3-phosphodiesterase. The record is from RefSeq and is a predicted model, not a curated record. The transcript is spliced from 3 exons. NCBI's taxonomy places the organism in Eukaryota, Fungi, Ascomycota, Dothideomycetes, Botryosphaeriales, Botryosphaeriaceae. Gene Ontology annotation, molecular function: 2',3'-cyclic-nucleotide 3'-phosphodiesterase activity. Gene Ontology annotation, biological process: cyclic nucleotide metabolic process. The coding region runs from base 1 to 627 and encodes 208 amino acids.
AUGCCAGGCUUCUCCCUCUGGCUGGUCCCCCCUGUCGCCUCUUCAGCCCGCGCCGCCCUCUCCGCGCUGAUCGCCGAAUCCCUCCCCGCCCAAUUCCCAACCGAGCAGCCUCCCCCGCCAAGAUUCGUCCCCCACGUGACACUCACCUCGGACGUCCAGUCUGACGUCUUUUCGAAAUCUUCCGACGAGCAGCAGCAGAAGCGCGACGCUCGAGCCUGGCUGGAGGGAUUGGCCGAUCUUCCGGCUGGCCGUGACGUCCGCGUGCGCUUCGAGACACUCGACGUCGGCGAGAAAUUCGUGCAGAAGCUGACCCUGCGCGUGCUCAAAGAAGGUGGCCUGCGCGAGCUCGCCCGCGUCUCGCGCCUGCACGGCGUCGAGGGCGGGAGCAACGUGGAUGCUGUGGAGACGUGGCUGGACAGGGCUUAUCGGCCCCAUUGCAGCCUGGUGUACGGUAACAUGCCCAUCUCGGACCAGAAAAAGGCUGAGCUUCAGAGCGUCGUUGAACAAGCCGGGAUCAGCAUCUUUGGUUCUGGUGAUCUGGGUGGUUGGGAAGGCGGACUUGUCUGGCUGGUGCCCACUUUCAAGACAAUCCCCGAAUGGGAACCAUGGGUGGAGGUAGCCCUUUGA